Messenger RNA from Hyaloscypha bicolor E, 1395 nucleotides. RefSeq lists its product as uncharacterized. The record is from RefSeq and is a predicted model, not a curated record. NCBI's taxonomy places the organism in Eukaryota, Fungi, Ascomycota, Leotiomycetes, Helotiales, Hyaloscyphaceae. The coding region runs from base 85 to 996 and encodes 303 amino acids. The transcript has 3 exons.
CCAUCCCCAAGGGACGCCCCUCUGAACUCAUCCCAAGGGACGCCAGGGAACGCCUUCCUGAGGUGGUCAAACUCGAGCCUGUCAAUGGAUCCUCAGCUCAUUACUGCUGGUGGAAUUGACAUCACUACAGCAGACUUCCUCUACCUCUCAUAUUCUGCAUUAGACAAGCUUGUCGUCCAGUUGAAGACAGCCCACACCGCAGCCAUACAAGCCAAACACCGGGCUAUCCUGUACCACAAAUUUGAUAAUCCACCAAAAGCUUGCUCCCAGGAUUUCAACAGCCUUCUUUUAACCCGAUAUGGAGAAGAUGCAGAAUCAUCUCAAGUGUUCCUCUCGAGCCUCUCUCUUCCAGCCUUUUUGGAGGUCAUCUAUUCCCUAACCAAGAAACACUUGGAAGCGGGGGAGAAAUACCUCACCGACUUUGCCAUUUACGCCAACAAGCGCUCGAAGCUCAGCGAGUCACUUGUUAAUCGUGCGCGUCGUGAACUUCAGAGAGGCUCUGAGGACCGUCACCUCGAAUUUGAACGUGAAGUUCGUCGUUGUCAAGCUGCCGUUCCCAAGCAUUCAGCAUCGCGAAAGCGUAGACGAACAAAGACGCCAUUGAACAACCAGUCAACUCAAGAUGGUGCACAACCAUCGACCGUUCUGAAUGAUGUUUCUAUGAUACCGUCCGUCAGUGGAGAUCUGUUAUACAGAGAGGGGCAGUCUCUCGAAAAGCCGACAUCAACCGACGCACCAUCACUACAUCCACCAAAUCAACCUUCACCACAUCCACUACCACCGAUUGAAUUACUGCACAAACCACCACCCGGUGAUAUCCUCAAGAUUCUAGACGCCAACUAUGUACCUAUGACAAAAGAAAGGCUCUCUACCUUUCUUGAUUCUAAAGGAGACGCUGUUUUCUAUAUAUUAUUUCCAGUUGCGUGGAAAUUACCUCCGUUGAUUCAGGUCUCUCCGGAAAUGGCUGGGGAAUUGCUCUCUUUUCUGCGAAUUUGAUUCCACUUAUUGUACAAGCUGGAUUGUAUAAUAACCUGCCACUGAGCAAUUCUGACCGGAUGCAACUUCAACCAGGAAGGGGCCAGCAGAGCCAGGUCCUACGGUGGCACCGUCUACCUCGAGGCCUCCUCCAGUGACCCGCACGCUUCCCUUGCCGCUACCGUGGCUCCUGAGUAUGACUGCGGAGAAUGACUCUCCAUAGGUCUUUGCAUCCUUUGCAAAACCAUCCCCGGACUGUUCAGGACCGAUUGUCACAGUUCUGCCAAGCUAGAAAGGAGAUUAGCUAUGUUCAUAUAUUGCACAUAUUCAUUGUACUCUUCUUUCCACCUCAGUUUGAACCCCCUCCUUAUUAUCUGCGAAUUGAGACAGAUCAAUCAUCUCUCAGCACCCUCCGGUUGA